Gadus macrocephalus (Pacific cod) is the source of this 1083-nucleotide messenger RNA. It is a transcript of the gene gngt1, whose product is annotated as guanine nucleotide binding protein (G protein), gamma transducing activity polypeptide 1. Gene Ontology annotation, biological process: G protein-coupled receptor signaling pathway. The record is from RefSeq and is a predicted model, not a curated record. Bases 652 to 876 code for a protein of 74 amino acids. Gene Ontology annotation, molecular function: G-protein beta-subunit binding. NCBI's taxonomy places the organism in Eukaryota, Metazoa, Chordata, Actinopteri, Gadiformes, Gadidae. Gene Ontology annotation, cellular component: heterotrimeric G-protein complex. The transcript is spliced from 3 exons.
CUAUUUCAAAAUUACGUUCUUAGUCUAUUGGAUGAUGCCGUGUUUAUGCACUAUAAUAAUACACAUGCAUUAUACUGCCAUGAGCUAUAAUGCAUAUAUAUUAGGAGAGCCAACCAAAAUGGAAAUGCAAUCAUCCGUAAGUGAGGUUUUGACACUUUUGACAAUUCUAAUAAAAAAUUUCAGAUCUAAAAUGUUACAAGGGAAUUCCUCCAUGUUUUUUUAGAGCUUCGAUUUUCACAGUUGGCACUAUGGGUAUCUCCAACCAAACAGGUGGAGGCUUAUUAGAGAUUAGCCGUUUUAGCAAAGUGAUCUCAAUCCCAUAGCACGGCCCCUUGACCCAUAUCUUUUACAAGGAAAACAAAUGAUUUUAACAUUGAUACAUUUCAUGGAGAUUCACAUGUAAUAUCUAUUGUGAAGAAAUAUUUCCACUGCAUCCACAUAGAUACCAGUUUGAAUGACUGCCCUAUGACAAAAUCACUUAAAGAGAGGUGGAGGAAUAUGAAGGCAGCUUGCUUUAAUCAGAUUACAGGAUUUGGCUUGUUUACGCGGAUUACUUUAUAACCCAGAUUGAGGCCGUGGAGAAGGAUUCUACAGGAAGUUGGCAGAGUCGACAGACAUCUCUGUUCAACAGCCUUCUGUGUGUCACAGAGUAUGCCAGGAGUCAUCAAUUUGGAUGAUCUGACGGACAAGGACAAGGCCCAGAUGGAAUUGGACCAGAAGAAAAUUGAAGUCAAACUUGAGAGGUGGUUGACAUCCAAAUGUUGCGAGGAGAUCAAGGACUACAUUGUGGCCGCCGAGGAGGAAGACAUCUUAGUGAAGGGCAUGCCAGAGGACAAGAACCCGUUCAAGGAGAAAGGUGGCUGCGUCAUCUGCUAGACGGGGACCCGAGGAGCUGUUCGCAUUGCACCUCACUAGUGCUCAAGGACUAUCUCCCGCCUCUCCCACGUCUUUCAAUGGAUUAUCACUCACAGGCCUGUGUGAAGAAUAGUAGUUGCAAUGACAUAAAGGUUAUGGUGGCAGCUUGUUGUUCAUAUUCAUGAGUUCCUGAAUAAAUUACCACCGAGUUUUGGUGAGGUUACGCUU